Messenger RNA from Parnassius apollo (apollo), 1845 nucleotides. The record is from the annotation of a GenBank genome assembly. NCBI's taxonomy places the organism in Eukaryota, Metazoa, Arthropoda, Insecta, Lepidoptera, Papilionidae.
AUGACAAUACACGAUGUAGGAUUAACGAGCUUAUUCCUGCCGCACCUUAUAACAAGCCAGCAAUACCAAGUCCUCCAACCGGUCGCCUUCAUACAGAGAACGGGUGAAGGGCCCAACAUGCAUUUGCUACCAAGAAACCCACACUGGCAUCAAAACUCAGUACUCAGAAAAAGAUCCCCUGACUCUAUGCAAAGACCGUAUUAUGGGCCUUCGCAAUACAGACAACUAUCUUACUAUACUCAAGAACAGCUAUAUGAUCAAAAUCCCGCACAAAGCUUACAGAACUAUCCCCACGAUACAAAAUCAUCAGUGGACUUAGUCAAUUUACAGACCAGAGACCAGGUACCAAACGAUGGAAGAUUACUUUCAGAUUCAGCUUUUACAAGAAUAUCAGAAACACUCGGAGCAAUCAACACUGUUGGACAUUACCUCGUUGAUAUCGUAAACGAAAACGAAAGAAACGAAUCUAACCCAAACCUUCAACAACUACCCCAAGCUCUAUACACAUUAAGCAAAAACGUGCUUGGAAGAAAUGUAACAGAUAAAAUCGCCCCUAUAGUCAAAAAAGCACUACCUAAAGUCCUACCCGAUGCUCCAAUAACAAAAAUAGCGACAGCAGAUUUAAGUUAUGAAAAUGAUCCUAAAUCUUGUACAACGCCAGAAGGUGAAGACGGUAUUUGCGAAGAUCUAAGCAAUUGUCCGCAGUUGUUGUUAAACUUAAUAAAUCUUCGGGAAUCUCUUUGUUUUAAAGACCUCUUCGUACCUGGUGUAUGUUGCCCACGGGACGCAGUAAUCCCGUCAACUCCCGCUACAGAGACACCGGUUAUAACUACAACACUUAAACCAACAUAUUUAGUGCCAGUUACAACACAAAGGCCCGCUCCUCGGCCUACGACUAAAAAGCCAUCCGCAAUACUCGUACUCACAACUAAAAGACCGAAACCUCAACCAACGCAAAGUACAGUGAGGACUACAACAUCAUUGGCAACUGUGACCACUCCAAGACCAAUUUCCACCACCAGUUUCUACACCGUCCCACCAAUCAUUGGGAAUUACUCGAAUAUUGUUGAUAUCAAUGAUUGUGGACAAAGAGAAGACGAAGGUGGUCGUAUUGUAGGGGGCACAGAAGCCAAAUCAGGCGCUUGGCCUUGGAUGGCAGCAAUUUACCUGCACGGUAGUAAGCGACGGGAGUUCUGGUGUGGAGGCACGCUGGUGAACAGAAGACAUGUACUAACUGCUGCACACUGCACGAGAGACUCCAAGCAGAGACCAUUUCCAGCUCGACAGUUCAGCGUGCGCUUGGGAGACGUGGAUCUGGGACGCGACGACGAACCCUCUCGACCGGUCACCCUGCGAGUGACGGCGGUCAGGGCUCACGAGCAGUUCUCCAGGGUCGGCUUCUAUAACGACAUCGCCAUACUGGUUUUAGCUGAAAACGUGCAAAAAUCGAAAUAUGUGAUACCCAUCUGCCUGCCACAAGGCGACCUAUCUCGGGAGCAAUUCGACGGCGCGAUGGCCACGGUGGUGGGCUGGGGCACCACGCGCUACGGUGGCGGUGAGAGCUCCCGCCAGCUGGAGGCGCGCCUGCCGGUCUGGAGGAACGAGGACUGUGACCGCGCAUACUUCCAGCCCAUAACUGACACCUUCCUGUGCGCAGGGUACGCCAGAGGUGGAGUGGAUGCUUGUCAGGGUGAUUCUGGCGGGCCACUAAUGCUCUUAGCAAAUGGGCGCUGGACACAGAUUGGAGUUGUAUCCUUUGGGAAUAAAUGCGGAGAACCUGGAUAUCCGGGAGUCUACACUAGAGUAACACGUUAUUUGUCCUGGUUACAGCAAUACUUAACUUGA